AUGGAGCUGGAAGGCAAGCUCCAUCAGGCAGCUGAGAAAGGAGACGAGGCGGCGGUGCGGCAGCUGCUGGCGGCAGGCGCUCGAGCGGAUCAAGUCAACCUGCACGGCUCACUGCCGCUGCACAGAGCCAGCCACUACGGCCACGAGGGGGUGGUGAGGCUGCUGCUGGAGGCGGCCCCGGCCACCGCCUCAGCAGUCAACAGCCACGGCAAGACACCACUACAUUGUGCGGCUGACAGCCUCUGGAGUGCGAGUGGUGGAGUGGUGAGGCUGCUGCUGUCGGCGGCGCCUGCCACAGCCACUCUGCUCACCGCCGACAAGCGGGCUCCCAUCCACUGGGCCGCCUACCACAACCAUGUGGAAGCCACGCAGCUGCUGCUGGAGGCGGCACCAGAGCUGGCAUUUGCACCGGAAGGUUGUGGCUACACACCGCUGCAUAUGGUGCUGUUCAAUCCGGACAAUGUCAGAGCGCUCAGAGAGCUGGAUACGGAAGUCGCGGAGACGGCCCGCUGCCUGCUGCGGGCGGCGCCAGCGGUUCAAACAGCCCUGGGCAUCCUGCUGCAGUACAGCCAGCACUCUGCAACCCUCUACGCCGACCUGAUGGCCCGCCUGUCGCUCAGCGAGGAUCAGUGGCAUUCGAUUCCUGCUCCCUGCCCUGGCCUGGCUCGAGCGCUGCCAGCCGUUCUGCAGUGCUCGGCGGCAGAGGCUGGGUGGCUGGUGGGGCGGCUGGCAGAUGCGCAGCGUGCACGGCUGCGGGCAGCGGCGCUCAGCUUGGCGCGGCCGCAGCAGCAGAGCAGCGCCGUGCUGCCGGCGGAGCUGAGCGGGCGCAUCCUUGCGCUGUGCCUGCUGGACCCCUGA
Molecule: messenger RNA, 858 nt
Organism: Chlorella variabilis
Lineage: Eukaryota; Viridiplantae; Chlorophyta; Trebouxiophyceae; Chlorellales; Chlorellaceae
Exons: 1
Coding region: 1-858 (285 amino acids)
Molecular function (GO): protein binding
Source: RefSeq, a predicted model, not a curated record